GAUGCAUUGCUUCACCCAAGUCAUUGAGACACAUCUGUCAUACACUCGUCAAUGAGGACAUCGCUUCUCUGCUACUUGGUGAAAUUAGGAAGGAACUGAAGACAUCAAAUAAAGGAAGUGGAGGAGAAAGACAAAAACCAAUGAUUUGGACAAAGCAGAGGCAGUUUCCCUCUGGGCUCCGUUCAAGUCCUUGGAGGACAUUGGCGCUUAAUGGUCCCCAGGGAGAGAAGGCGGCGCCAGGACCAUGUGGCUGCUCCCACCUCUGCUCCUGCUCCUCAUCCCAGGCUCAUCAGAUCUGUCAGCUGUCAUCAUGGGUCCUGGAGAAGCGAGUGGCCCUGAGCGGGGCUCGCUGACCGUGCAGUGUCGCUAUGACCCAGGGUGGGAGCCCUACCUGAAGUACUGGUGUCAAGGAGCUGAAUUCAGGAACUGCAGGAUCCUUGUUGGAACCACAGGAUCAGAGCAGGAGGUGAAGGAGGACCGUGUGUCCAUCAGGGACAAUCAGACCAGCCGCAUGUUCACCGUGACCAUGGAGAACCUGACACGGGAGGAUGCAGACACUUACUGGUGUGGGAUUGAGAGAAUUGGAGCUGACCCUAACGUCCAAGUUAAAGUGGCCGUUGGCCCAGGCUCAUCAGGUGUCAUCAUGGGUCCAGAAGAAGCGAGAGGCCCUGAGCGGGGCUCACUGACCGUGCAGUGUCGCUAUGACCGAGGGUGGGAGACCCACGUGAAGUUCUGGUGUCGAGGAGCUGAAUUCAGGAAAUGCACCAUCCUUGUUGGAACCACGGGAUCAGAGCAGCAGGUGAAGAAGGACCGUGUGUCCAUCAGGGACAAUCAGAAGAGAAGGACCUUCACCGUGACCAUGGAGAAGCUCAGGCAGGAGGAUGCAGACACUUACUGGUGUGGGUUUGAGAAAAAUGAAUCUAAUCCUGGGGUCCCAGUUAGAGUGACCGUUGACCCAGGCUCAUCAGCUGUCAUCACGGGUCCAGGAGAAGCGAGAGGCCCUGAGCAGGGCUCGCUGACCGUGCAGUGUCGCUAUGUCCCAGGGUGGGAGAAGCACGUGAAGUACUGGUGUCGAGGAUCUGAUUUCAGUAUCUGUAGGAUCCUUGUUAGAACCGCGGGAUCAGAGCAGGAGGUGAAGAGGAACCGUUUGUCCAUCAGGGACAAUCAGACCAGCCGUGUGUUCACCAUGACCAUGGAGAAGCUCAGGCGGGAGGAUGCAGACACUUAUUGGUGUAUGAUUGAGAGAGUCGGAUCUGAUCAUGGCGUCCCAGUUAAAGUGACCGUUGGCCCAGCCACUACAGUGUUGACCACCAUCCCCACCACGUUCACAGUGCCGGUCACCACCGAGGUCCCUACAAGCUCCCCAACUGUGAGCAGCCUGCACCCCGAAGGCAGGGCCCUGCUCAGCAGCGUCCACUUCCUGCUCCUGGUCUUCCUGAAGCUGCCGGUGUUCCUGAGCAUGCUGGGGGCCGUGCUCUGGGUGAACCGGCCUCAGGGGGGCUCUGAGGGGGGCGGGCCCCCCCGUUCUGAGAACCAGUAGCCCCCAUGGCCAUUGACGUCUUGUGUGAACGAAAGAGCCUCAAGCGGAAGGAAAAGCACUUUUGUUAUGAAAUGACCGUGGUCAGCAGGGCCGGUGUUCUGGAGGCAGCGUGGCCCUGUCUCAGGACGCAGGACUCAGUCUGUGGGCGCCCAGAGCCGUGAUGCUGGGCCUCUGGGCCCGGCUCUGGGGUCCCCUUCUCCACUCCCAGGUCCUUCCUUCUUGCUGAGGCCACAGCGCAGCAGGAGGGACAAAGAGAUCAGCAGGAGAAGAGUCCAUCCCCGGGGCCCAAGGCCUUGAGUACCAGGUCUGAUCUCAGCCCCGAGAGCCCCGGCCCGGCAUAGACUGACUCUCAUUCGGACAGGGUUCAGGGCUCUUGCCCACUUGGGGGUCACAAGUCUUGACCCGGAGUAGAAAAGCGGAACCAGACACCAAUGACGUGCCCACCAGCAGUGAAGGCCUGAAUGCUCGGCGAGCAGGAGUGCUCUGGAGUCCUUCUCCUGCUGCUUUUUGCCUCUUGUGAGGAAGGACGCUCUGGCGCCAGCUCCGUCUGUCAUCUCCCGGAUGUGCACGUGGGAUCUUGAAACUGAUUUCACAUCCUCAUGUGGUCUCCGCAACCCUUCUUGUCAACAUACGUAAACGUUCUUGUUUUGAUAUAUUCCAUGUGGCUGCCUGUGUUGUUUUGGGGCCACGUGGAUACCCAUAUAUUUUGUGAACUGUGACAUGAUCUGCCAGACUCUGGCGCUAAGA
Phyllostomus discolor (pale spear-nosed bat) is the source of this 2287-nucleotide messenger RNA. RefSeq names its product CMRF35-like molecule 5. Gene Ontology annotation, molecular function: transmembrane signaling receptor activity. The record is from RefSeq and is a predicted model, not a curated record. Lineage: Eukaryota; Metazoa; Chordata; Mammalia; Chiroptera; Phyllostomidae. Gene Ontology annotation, cellular component: plasma membrane. The transcript is spliced from 6 exons. The coding region runs from base 245 to 1540 and encodes 431 amino acids.